AUGGUGUCGCUCUAUGGCAAGAACAAGAACGCAAUGACGUUGCGGCCACGCGCGCGCCGCGCUACACCGCUCAUGGACGUCGGACUCGCGGUGAUUGCGGGAGCCGUGACUGGCGUGUACAUCUUUAAAGAUUCGCUGCAACGCUGGCAGCUGUCGGAGGACGAAGGCGAGGCAACCGACGCGAGCAAAACGGCGUCGAACGCCCGAGCUGCAACAAGUGACGAAACGGCAAGCAACUAG
Peronospora matthiolae is the source of this 240-nucleotide messenger RNA. The record is from the annotation of a GenBank genome assembly. Lineage: Eukaryota; Oomycota; Peronosporomycetes; Peronosporales; Peronosporaceae.